Molecule: messenger RNA, 1366 nt
Organism: Homarus americanus (American lobster)
Lineage: Eukaryota; Metazoa; Arthropoda; Malacostraca; Decapoda; Nephropidae
Exons: 6
Coding region: 45-1124 (359 amino acids)
Source: RefSeq, a predicted model, not a curated record
UCACAGGAGCCACCACCACCUACAAUAGCCUCACAGGAGACACCAUGACCUACACCCACAAUACAGGAGCCUCUACGACCUACAUCCUCAGCACAGGAACCAUCACGACCUACGACCAAACAACACAGCGCAGCAGGAAAGUACCAGCAGAUGUCGUCGUCGCCCCGGAGCUUGACACUGGCCACAGUGAAGAGGAGCCGCUGCCCUGGUGGGACGGUGGACAGUGUCGGUGUGAUGGUCGUGAUUGUUCAGCUCAAGUGUCGCCUCCUGAGACGUCUUCCUCUCCGGUAUCUCUGAACUUCUCCUCAGCAGGUGUGGGCGGCACAUGUGGGCGGCGGGCGUGGGCGGCAGGAGGCGGCCAACGGGUAGUUAGUUUCUCCCUGUACGGCGACAACCCAGAAUACUGGGUGGGGCUGGACGACAUACUCUCCCAGGUGACGGCGGUGUACCCUGGGUGGCGGGUGCGUCUCUACACUGAUCCUCGUGGACGUGGUAGUGUCCUGUGUCCUCUCCUAGGACGUCACGCUCACCUUGACGUGUGUGACAUCACCAACUUGCCACCGCCUCUGGGCAACUUGUCUCUAAUUAAUCCCAUGAUGUGGCGACUCGCUCCUCUUGGCGACUUCCAGGUGGCGGCGAUCAUGGUGCGAGAUUCUGACUCACAGAUAAUAGAUCGUGAAGUGGAAGCAGUGAGGGCGUGGUGGUUGUCUGGACUCCAGUUCCACAUAAUGCGGGAUCAUCCCAAACAUGACUUUCCCAUCCUCGGGGGACUGUGGGGCGCCCGUUGGGACCACGACCAGUCCCCCAGCAGGCACGCCGUCCACCUACUGGCCGCCCUCAGAGACAAUAUGAUCAUAAGAGCUAAAAACGAACACAAGUAUGGUGACGAUCAGGACAUAUUGAGGGAUAUGCUGUGGCCGUUCAUGGCUGGCCACGUGUUGACCCACGACAGUUACUGGUGCGGGGAGUAUGAGGCGGACACUUCCCCCUGGCCAACACGCCGCGUCGAUGGUCUCUUUGUUGGGCUAAGGAGGUACAAGAAAAAGUUCCACGACGAGAAAAUCCCAGACAAGUGUCCAGUUAAGUGUCGGCCAGCAGAUCACCGUGACUGGCUCUACUGCUGACAGUCACCGCCCCUCUCUCACCACGAACAGUAACAGGUCACGAGUCAUCAGGAGUCCUCUGUGGUGUAUUGCUGCAGAUGGUCGUGAAGUGAUGAUGACCGUGUAAUGGCAGCUGUGCCUGGAGCUGCACUGUCUUCGGAAACAAUAGUGUUGAUGACAGCUUUACUCUUAAGAAACAACACUACUACUACUACUUUGCUGUCACUCGGAAUCGAGUAUGACGAUCAUCCAGCUAUGAUAAA